Triplophysa rosa is the source of this 499-nucleotide messenger RNA. RefSeq names its product EH domain-binding protein 1-like. The transcript is spliced from 5 exons. The record is from RefSeq and is a predicted model, not a curated record. NCBI's taxonomy places the organism in Eukaryota, Metazoa, Chordata, Actinopteri, Cypriniformes, Nemacheilidae. The coding region runs from base 1 to 360 and encodes 119 amino acids.
AUGAGGACCCAGCUUCAUGGCUGGCAACCAGGUAUAAAGAAUCCUUACAGGGGGGCGGUGGUCUGGCAGGUUCCUGAAAAUGUUGACAUUACGGUUACGCUGUUUAAGGAUCCAAACGCAGAUGAAUUUGAGGACAAAGACUGGACAUUCAUCAUAGAGAAUGAAACAAAGGGUCAUCGGAAAGUUUUAGCAUCAGUGGAUGUAAACAUGAAGCAAUAUGCGAGUGCUACUCCGGCUCAACUUGAACUGGCUCUUAAACUAAAGCCUCUGUCUGUGAAAGUGGUGGAUGUCACACUCAAACUCACUCUGUCCUGUGUCUUCCUGAAAGAGGGCAACGCCACAUUCAGCCGGUAUUUAUAAUGAAGAUGAUGCUGGAUAUCGCUAGCAGGUGUGGGUGAUUGAAGACGAGUGACGGGAGAGGGAGCGUGGAGAAUACUGGGAAGUGAAGUCGGGGGGAAGACACGGGAGAAACAGGCAGUAGCUCUUCACUGAACGCAAU